UGUCACUUUUCAGCGUGUUUACGUUUUUCGGCGUUGGGCAACAACAAAGCGCAGCUUAUAUCGGAUUUAUAUUGCUAGGAAUCAAUUUUACACCACCGUAAAGCGUGGUAGUGUUCGAAAAUCGGCCAGCAAUGUAUUGCUAGAUACAGUGUACCGUCGUAAGAAGUGUUUGUUUCAGUACCAGGGCUGAAAAAUCGAGCCUAACCAUGAGUUCGAUACAGGAGCGUCUGCAGAUGAAGCGCGUUCCACUGGAUAAGUGGUCCACGAAGGAGAAACUAUGCCUCGCCUCAUCCGUCGCAUGCAGCGGCGAUCAGAACUGGAUGUCGGUGAGCCGGUCCCUCAAGAUGCUGUGCAGCGAGAACCGGCCGAACGAUUGGUUUGCCCAAAAGUCGUGUGCGGCGCAGUACGGCAAAUUGCUCGAGAAUGUGGAAACUCCCAAGCGCAAGAAACGUACCGCUUCCGAGCGUGACGGUGUGGCGGCGGUCGAAACGCCGGGCGAAUCGAUUCUCCGCAAGCUGACGCAGGAGCGCAUCAUCGAGCUGAAGAAAACGAUCCAAGAAGAGACGCAACAGUACAUCAAGGUGAAGGAAGACAUUAUACUGAUACAGAGCGGCGUAACGGACGAGAAAAAGUUGCGCGAAAUGUGGAAACAGAUCGAGCAGGAAAAGGCGCAGAAGGAAAAGGAACAGCUACAGCACGCACAGUGGCUGAAGGAGCGGGAGGAGAAGAAGCUGGAGCUGGAGCGUCAGUGGCGUCCGAUGUAUCCGAACUCGCCGACCGCAACGAAAGCACCGACACCGCCGAUAAAAUUUAAGGACGAAACCGACGAAGAUAGUCAAGGGUCGUGCAAGUCGGGCACGUCUCCGCUGUUGACGUCGUUGCUAAAAAAUGCCGGAGAAGGAAGGGCAAGCUCCGGUGGACCGAUCGGCUCGCCGGCAUCUGCUGGUAGUCGGACGGUGGCAUCACCCACCAUAACGAAUCUGCUAACGGGAAGCGCAGCUAAAUCGCCUUCAUCGACGGGUAUCGUUGGAUUGGCGGGAACAACGGAUCUGGACGCUCAGCUAGGCGUAACAAUUAAGCAAGAGGCACUGGACGCUUCUUCGAACGCAUUCGAUGGAAAGGAACUGCACACGGUGAAACUGGAGGAAGCGGAAUGUAGCAGCAAUGUGGACGGUGCUAAUGCAACGAAGCUAGAAGAUGCGAACGCGGCCAAACCGGAAACACUGUUCGCCGAGAUGGACAGCGAAGAUAAUGCUGAUCCUGCGAAAGAUUUGAUGGACGUGCUGGAGGAUUUGAUCCCGGACGAUUUGGACGAAAUACUGAAGGAAAACAGUAACAUGAUACUGGAGGAUGUUGACCUGAAGAAUGUGGUCGAAUCGAUCAUAAUGGAGGAAGAUACGCUGAAGGACAAGGACAUCGAUCUGAUGGCGGACGCGGAAGAUGUGUCGAUGGCGGAGGUAGGCGCGGAGGAAGGUGUUGCUGCAACGGCUUCAAAAAACGAGGCACCCUCGGUGGAACGUCCUAAAUCUCCACCAACAAUCGUGUCACCGGUAACGGCAACAGCAGUAUCGACCGUAUCGGCAGCGGCCGAGGUCAGCAAACCUUCAGCGACGGUCGUGGAGAAGGAAGAAGACACAAGCGCACCGGUAGAGAGUGCCGUGGACGAGAAGGUAACCGUCGCUCAGCAGCAGACCACUUCCACCUCACAGCCCGUACCGAAGGAACCAAAGGUGGAAUGUUCGGAACCGGUCGAUGCGAAGGUGGAAAUCAUUCCGAUUGAAGAUAGUACCAGCAAUUCACCGGCUACGAAUGAUCCGUCCAGUGACGACAAUAAAGAUACUGCGGAAGAUUCAAGCGGCCAGGAGCAGGCGGAGAGUGUGAUCGUGGUGUCGGAUUCGGCUAAGGAGGAAGACGAAUUUGAAGAUCGGGAAGCGGAUGUGAGCCCGAGCGAUGGUGGUCCGCCUGCGAUUGAAGACGAAGAUUCGGACGAUAAACCGCUUGCUUCUCUGGACGUAGCGGUCGAUAGUGGUAAGCUAUCGCUGAAGGAAGAAAUGGACCAACCAGCAGUUAACAAGCCACUCACAGUCGCGGUAGAGCCGGAGAAACGGACCGUCGAGCCGACGCUUGCUUCACCGAAGGAAGCGAAAACAGAGGCAGCGCAGGAGGAACCGAGUUCGCCACCGGUCGACGAGGCGAAGGCCAAGAAGGAAGCGAUGGAAAAGCUGGCCUCAGAGUACGACUUUAAAGACGACGUUGAGCCGAUCGUGCAGCUUUCGACCCGCAAGUUAAAGGAGGAAAAACACGUGUCCGAAGAUGAAGUGUUUGUCGAUGCGCAGGAAACGGUCGAUGAGCCGGAAGAGGUGAAGGAAACCGUUGAACCGCUGGUGAAAAAACCACCCGUCGAUGAUACGGCCCUCACGGUGACGGACACCGACGACGAUUCGUUGAUCGAGAUGAAGAUUGGUAAAGCGAAGCGUGACUAUUCACGUCGGCGGCUGGCCGAUGAAGCACAGAAGCUGCGGGACGAUUUGGCCGGACAUUCCAGAAGCGAGGAAACGGAGGGACGAUCGUUGCGGAAGCUGCGCGAUCGUGAUCGCUCCGAGAGUCCGUUCGUGGCGCAGGACGAUGAGCCGAACGAGAAAAUGAAGCGUAGCUAUUCGUCCACCCCGGUGAUGGACUCGAUACCGGGAUCGCCCGCCUCGAGCGAGGACCGCGAUUAUCGCGCCUGGAAAAAGUCCAUUCUGGCCGUGUACUCGAAGAUAGCUGCGUCGAAGCAUGCGACCGCGUUCCAGAAACCGCUGCCCGAGGAUCAAACGGCACAGCUGAUCUAUCGGCCGAUGGAUUUGGGGCAAAUUAAGCGCAACAUCGAGAACGGGAACAUUCGCACGACGGCCGAGUUUCAGCGUGACGUUUUGCUGAUGUGCACCAACGCGACUAUGUUGAAUCGCGGCGAUCUCUGUUCACCGCAGGCGGCCAGCUUGCUGAUGCGGGAAAGCGUAUCCAUCAUCGAGGCCGGGAUGGAUCCGAAGGUGGUGAAGGAGCGGGAUGGUGAGCGAGGUACGCAUAAGCGUAGCUCGCGCAAGAGCACGACACGGAAUUCGUCGGCUGCAAGAAGCUAAUCCGGCGCGCGGGGAAGGGAGAGAAUCGAGUGGUAUUGCAUGACUUUAACAUGUUUCUAUGAAUAAAGUAAUAUAUACAACGAGUGAA
Molecule: messenger RNA, 3207 nt
Organism: Anopheles stephensi (Asian malaria mosquito)
Lineage: Eukaryota; Metazoa; Arthropoda; Insecta; Diptera; Culicidae
Gene: Brd8
Product: bromodomain-containing protein 8
Exons: 2
Coding region: 207-3119 (970 amino acids)
Cellular component (GO): NuA4 histone acetyltransferase complex
Molecular function (GO): protein binding
Source: RefSeq, a predicted model, not a curated record